GCGGCGGGGGCGAGGCGGGCUCCCGGCGGCGGCGGGCCGGGCUGAGUCAGGACCCGGCGGCCGGACUUCCUCGGGCAGGGGAGAGCGAGAGCCCGCCGGGCCGGGCCGGGCUGCGGGGCCGGGGAGCGCAGAGCCGGGCACCUCGGCGCGGGGCAGCGACAGGGGAGCCAGGCCGCCCACCCCGCGCCGCCCGGCCCCCCUGGGAUGUCCGAGCGACCCAGGCGUCCAGGACGGUGACGGAGCGAGCCCGAGGAUGGGACGGCGCCCGCAGCUCCGGCUCGUCAAGGCCCUUCUCCUCCUGGGGCUGAACCCCAUCUCCGCCUCCCUUCAGGACCAGCACUGCGAGAGCCUGUCCCCAGCCAGCAAUAUCUCUGGACUGCAGUGCAAUGCAUCCGUGGACCUCAUUGGCACCUGCUGGCCCCGGAGCCCCGCGGGGCAGCUGGUGGUUCGACCCUGCCCUGCCUAUUUCUACGGUGUCCGCUACAACACCACAAACAAUGGCUACCGGGAGUGCCUGGCCAAUGGCAGCUGGGCUGCCCGCGUGAACUACUCCGAGUGCCAGGAGAUCCUCACCGAGGAGAAGAAGAGCAAGGUACACUACCAUGUCGCUGUCAUCAUCAACUACCUGGGCCACUGCAUCUCCCUGGUGGCCCUCCUGGUGGCCUUUGUCCUCUUUCUGCGGCUCAGGAGCAUCCGAUGCCUGAGAAACAUCAUCCACUGGAACCUCAUCUCGGCCUUCAUCCUGCGCAAUGCCACAUGGUUCGUGGUCCAGCUCACCAUGAGCCCUGAAGUCCACCAGAGCAACGUGGGCUGGUGCCGGUUGGUGACAGCCGCCUACAACUACUUCCACGUGACCAACUUCUUCUGGAUGUUUGGAGAGGGCUGCUACCUGCACACGGCCAUCGUGCUCACCUACUCCACUGACCGGCUGCGCAAGUGGAUGUUCAUCUGCAUCGGCUGGGGUGUGCCUUUCCCCAUCAUCGUGGCCUGGGCCAUUGGGAAACUCUACUACGACAACGAGAAGUGCUGGUUUGGCAAAAGGCCUGGCGUGUACACCGACUACAUCUACCAGGGCCCCAUGAUCUUGGUCCUGCUGAUCAAUUUUAUCUUCCUUUUCAACAUCGUCCGCAUCCUCAUGACCAAACUUCGGGCAUCCACCACGUCUGAGACCAUUCAGUACAGGAAGGCUGUGAAGGCCACUCUGGUGCUGCUUCCCCUGCUGGGCAUCACGUACAUGCUGUUCUUCGUGAACCCUGGGGAGGACGAGGUCUCCCGGGUCGUCUUCAUCUACUUCAACUCCUUCCUGGAAUCCUUCCAGGGUUUCUUCGUGUCUGUGUUCUACUGUUUCCUCAACAGCGAGGUCCGCUCUGCCAUCCGGAAGAGGUGGCACCGAUGGCAGGACAAGCACUCCAUCCGUGCCCGGGUGGCCCGCGCCAUGUCCAUCCCCACCUCCCCCACCCGUGUCAGCUUUCACAGCAUCAAGCAGUCCACGGCAGUCUGAGCUGGAGGGCCAGGGAGCAGCCCCCGAGAUCUAUGGUUGGGAAGAUGAUUACCAGGCUCAGCCGGCCGCCCCGUCUGCAGAGGGACCAGCUCCUUCCCACACGUUGUACCCCCAGGAGCAGCUGGUACUGAGAACCUGGGAGGCCCCCCCAACCGCAGGCUGGGCAGCAGUUCUAGACCUGAGAGCAGUCUGGGCCACGGGACGACGGACAAUAACUGAUAGUACCAGGCUGGGCCACAGGGCCCCUGGAGAAUAGGCUGAGCAUGGCGUGGAAAUGGGGAGACGGGAAAUUUAAAGCAGCACAUGGGUCCCUCUGAGAGGAGUCUGCUCCCAGAGCACAGAAAGGUCAACCCACCAGAGCCCUGGGGCCAUCCUCAGCAAACGUCGGGCCGCUUGCUGCCCCAGGGGCAUCACAGGAAACUCCUGCGACAGCAUUCAACAUGAGAUGAUGCCCCUGGGCCUUAGCAAUGCCUUCCAGCACCACUGGGAACCAAGGCCACGUUGUCAGAAGCCCUGGUGACAUCGUUAGAAAUCGGGUGACAUCAUCAGACAUCAGGCCACAUCACUAGAAACCCUCCCAAGCCACCAGAACUUCAUCCAGCACUGUGGCACUGCCCCCAGAAAUGCCCUGUCUUGCUGCCUUGCACCUGUGGACCUUUGCUACCCUGCUGGCCACAGGGCCCCCCCCCCCCACCCAACCACCAACAAUAAUCUCACCCUGAUUGCUGUCACUGCCCGCCCCAGGGGCAUCCCUUUGUGAGAAGAUGGGGGUGGGGGAGUGACGGAAUGGCCUGUGAGCAAGAGCCAAGGGGUGUCUCAGCCAAAGCCAGCCUCUCUUUGAGGGGCAGAGAGUAUUUGGGGCCAUCAUCCUGCUGGCUUCAGGGGCCCAGCCUCUGGGGCAACCCCUCUGCUGGUCAGGGAGCUCAUGCCCCUGGAUGGCUUCUGGGACAGCAUCAUUAGCUAAGCAAAGAAAGGAGAAGGGAUGGGUGCUCAGCACCUCUCUGCCCCCAGUGCCCCAGAGCUGGACAAGUGGCUCUUGGGGCAACCAGUCAGUGGACCGCUUACACCCUGGGGUGGACUGGCCCAGCACCCCCUGGACCUACCCAUGUCCAGAGGUACUGGACAGCCAGAGCAGAGCCUUGGGGGUACAGGGCUGGGAGAUGAGGGUGUUGGCUGUGAGGUGGGUGGUGAUGUAAAUAAUAGUAUUUAUCUUUUCAACCA
Molecule: messenger RNA, 2722 nt
Organism: Equus caballus (horse)
Lineage: Eukaryota; Metazoa; Chordata; Mammalia; Perissodactyla; Equidae
Gene: CRHR1
Product: corticotropin releasing hormone receptor 1
Biological process (GO): adenylate cyclase-activating G protein-coupled receptor signaling pathway; cell surface receptor signaling pathway
Cellular component (GO): neuron projection; plasma membrane
Molecular function (GO): corticotropin-releasing hormone binding; corticotrophin-releasing factor receptor activity; G protein-coupled peptide receptor activity
Source: RefSeq, a predicted model, not a curated record